Trematosphaeria pertusa is the source of this 718-nucleotide messenger RNA. RefSeq lists its product as uncharacterized. The record is from RefSeq and is a predicted model, not a curated record. Lineage: Eukaryota; Fungi; Ascomycota; Dothideomycetes; Pleosporales; Trematosphaeriaceae. Bases 35 to 598 code for a protein of 187 amino acids. The transcript is spliced from 3 exons.
CGCAAGCAGAGUCCGCAUCCCCGGCGCAUCCACAAUGGGGGCAGAGAACUCCAAACCCGCAAGCGACGUCUCCCAGCACGUGUUCUCGUCAGAUGCCCCCGUCCGGUUCUCGAAUGAAUUGGUAGAUUCGCUGCAGAAGAACACCCAGACCAAUUCCGCCCGGUCAAAGCAGCUCGAACUGCAGUACCAACAGCGCCUGACCGCCGAGCUCGAGAAACUGCGCGAGAAGGAAGCCCAGAACCUCUCUAAGCUCUCGGAAGCCCUCUCUGCGGAAGCAGAGAAGCCUGCCGAACCCCCGACGCUUGCCGAAAAGCUCAGCGACGCAACCUCCAGUUCCUCAACCCUCGCAGAGAAGCAGAGACAGAAAGACAUGAGCCGGGAAAGCGUGACCAAGGAGAUCGAGGCGCUGAGGAAGAAGCUAGAUUCACGCAAAAAGUUGGAACAGCUGGACCCGCAGGUGGCGAAGGCGCAAGAGGAGGUAGUGGCUUGUUUGCGGACGAAAGAUCGGCGGCCGCUCGACUGCUGGAAAGAGGUGGAGACAUUCAAGAGGGAAGUCGGCCGACUGGAGAAGGACUUCGUGGAGAAGACAAUUAGGUGAUUGUGAUAACGUUUGAGGCUUGGUACACAUCAAAGCCUUGAGUCCGGUCAGGAUUCUGUACAGAUAGAGAUGAAGUGUGCUAGUAACCCACAGAGCAAAAGUCCUUGAGCAUACCCUCUC